Messenger RNA from Durio zibethinus, 1597 nucleotides. Its product is annotated as zinc finger CCCH domain-containing protein 2. The record is from RefSeq and is a predicted model, not a curated record. Gene Ontology annotation, molecular function: metal ion binding. NCBI's taxonomy places the organism in Eukaryota, Viridiplantae, Streptophyta, Magnoliopsida, Malvales, Malvaceae.
CACCCACGCCUCCCUCUCCCUUUACACCACCCCCUGAUCCUAUAUAUCUAAGCCCCCCAUCCCAAACUCUUUGUCCCCAUAUGGUCACUUCAUUCAUGCUCUUUCCAUCCAUCCCUCAGCAGCUAAAAACAUUCAUUUCUUUUCCUCUUAAUUCUAACAAACUAUUAGUCCAUUAGCCAUCCCCCAAAUAAAAGAUGAGCACUGCUUGUACUGAGCAACACAACUUUCAGCCCUCUCACCAACUCUCCAAAAAAGUGCCCUUCAAAGACAUUGAAAUUCCUCCAAGGAAACUCCUCCUUUCUCACAAUCACAUCCAAGGGAACAACACCAUGCAACUUCCCUACGAAACUAGCCUUCACAAAUAUCUCCCUUCCAACAGGAAUAACCAUGAAGAUGAAGACAAUGACGCUGAUCCCUAUGCUACUGACCAUUUUCGCAUGUAUGAAUUCAAGGUGAAAAGUUGCAGCUGGAGUAGGAGCCACGAUUGGACAGACUGUCCUUUUGCUCAUCCUGGCGAGAAGGCCCGCCGCCGUGACCCUCGCCGCUACCGCUACUCCUCCACCGUCUGCUCUGACUUCCGCCGUGGUGGUGGCUGCCUUCGUGGGGAUGACUGUGACUUCGCUCAUGGGGUAUUCGAGUGCUGGCUGCACCCUACCCGCUAUAGAACUGAAGCUUGCAAGGAUGGCAAAAACUGCAAGCGGAAGGUUUGUUUUUUCGCUCAUUCUUCUCGUGAGCUUCGUCUCUUGCCUGAGGCAUCUCCAGAGUACAAGAAUUCAGGUUCUUGCCGCUCUUCCCCAAUGAACAAGAAUAACCAUUGUUGCUUGUUCUGCCACUCUGUCACCUCGUCUCCUACGAGUACUCUGUUGGGUUUGUCUCAUUUAUCAAGGUCACCAUCUUUGUCACCGCCUUUGUCUCCUAUGAAGCAGCGGAGAUCUUUGGGUGGGUUUUCACCAAUUUCCAGGUGCAGUGAUCGUUUGAGUAAGUUUGGAAUGGAAAUGAUGAGUUACAAGAACGUUCUUAACGACCUGAUGUGUUCUUUGGAUAACAUGAAUUUCUGUGAAGUCCCUUCACCUAUGGCAGGCGGGAACAACUUCAGUGCUGCAAACAUUCCCUGGCUUGAUGUUUCCCUCAAUGGGGAAGAUCAGCAGCAGUUUGUUCUAUCUCCUUCCAGGCCAAGCCCUUCUGGAUCUGGGGAAUAUUUUGGUGCAACGUCCACAGGAUUUGGUGUUGAUGAGAAGAUCAAUGAAAAUGGCGUCGCUUGUGAUCCUGAUCCCGAUCUUGAGUGGGUCAAUGAGCUGUUGAUGUAGAGAGGAGGAUGAUGAUGACGACAAUGAAAGGAGAAUUGCAUGUGUAAAUACAGUCAUGCAUCAGCCGCACAUAUCUAUCUCUCAUAUCCAAAGUGUGUGGUUCGGUUAAUAUUGCCGAUGUGAUCAGUAUUGCUUCAAGCUCCUGAUAGUCCUUUAAAUUCAGAUUGCUAAGUUUGUUUGAGUUUUUUUUUUUUUUUUUGGUGUUUUUUGAAGUGAUUUGAUCUGAUCUUCUUUUGCGUACUCAACUUUUGAAUUAUUGAUGAAUUCAAAAUUUUAUUUCUCCCCAAGUA